Penicillium coprophilum is the source of this 1557-nucleotide messenger RNA. RefSeq names its product Amino acid/polyamine transporter I. NCBI's taxonomy places the organism in Eukaryota, Fungi, Ascomycota, Eurotiomycetes, Eurotiales, Aspergillaceae. Gene Ontology annotation, molecular function: transmembrane transporter activity. The record is from RefSeq and is a predicted model, not a curated record. Gene Ontology annotation, biological process: transmembrane transport. The coding region runs from base 1 to 1557 and encodes 518 amino acids. Gene Ontology annotation, cellular component: membrane. The transcript is spliced from 5 exons.
AUGGAUUCUAUGUUAGACCAUGAAACCAAAGUGCCUGUUCCCGAGAAACACAUCAGCGAUGAAGAUCAACUUGCAGCUCUUGGUCAUGUCCAAGAGCUCCGUCGUGGUUUCUCCUUAUGGUCAAUUGUUUGUCUCCAAAUAUCCUUAAUGGCCACCUGGGAGGCCUUAUCCUCGGUUGUCGCUGCUGCUCUUACCAACGGCGGGGCGCCAUGCUUGUUUUAUAACUAUGUCAUAACCCUGAUUGGUACAAUGUUCAUAGUCCUUUCAUUGAGCGAAAUUGCCUCGAUCUACCCGACUGCUGGCGGACAAUACCACUGGGUCUAUUGUCUCACACCAGUAUCGUAUCGGGUUACUGCAUCCUGGUUUACCGGUUGGAUUUCGAUUGGUGGACAGUUGGUGUUUUCCGCCUCGGCAGCCUUCGCAGCGGGCUUGCAACUCCAGGCACUCAUCACCUUGAAUAAUCUCGAUUCAUAUACCCCAACCAGAUGGCAAGGAAUGCUUUUCUAUUGGCUAAUACUGGCUUACUCGACCGUCCUGAAUAUUUGGGGUUCCAAAGUCUUGCCUCACACCAAUACAACAGCCGGUGUAUUGCACGUUGUUGGGUUUUUGGUAAUCAUCGUCGUGAUGGGAGCAAUGUCCGAGAAGCACGACUCGAGUUACGUGUUCACGGAAUUCUCCAACACCAGUGGAUGGGACAAUGAUGGGGUUUCGUGGUUAGUAGGACUACUGAGCACUGUAUAUCCCUUCCUUGGAUAUGAUGCAGCCUGUCAUCUAAGUGAAGAAAUGCCAAAGCCAUCCCGCAAUGUUCCAUUGGCCAUGAUAGGCAGUGUCAUUAUCAACGGCGUGAUUGGGCUGGUGUAUGCAAUCAUCCUACUAUUUUCCCUCGGAGAUCUAGAAUCACUUCUUCAGUCCAAAACGGGGUUUCCAUUCAUGCAGCUGUUUUUAAACAUUACUGGCUCCCAGGCUGGUGCAUCCGUGCUAGCCCUAUGCAUCACCCUGAUUGCGAUGGCCGCCAACGCAGCAUGUGUGACAUCUACUAGCCGUACAGCUUGGGCAUUUGCACGGGACAAUGGUUUACCACGGUCGGAAUUUUUCUCAGAAGUGAGCACUACACUGAAAGUUCCCGUGCGCAUGGUUAUAACGGUUGGAUUACUUCAAAUGCUGCUUGGCUUGAUCUAUCUCGGCAGCUCAACCGCAUUCAACGCGGUGUUAUCUAUGGCCAUUUUGGGAAUGUAUGCCUCAUAUCUUUCCCCGAUUGUAUUUAUGUUGAUCUAUGGCCGACGAAGAUCAGCACCGAUUGUUCGUGGACUUGGCUCCGGAUUGUUCAAGCUAGGGCCACGAUUGGGUCCCAUUGUGAACCUUGCUGCCAUUAUUUGGCUCAUUAUAGCAAUGAUUUUUAGUACUUUCCCAACGGUGCAGCCGGUUACACCAGAGAAUAUGAAUUAUUGCAUUGUGGUGACAAUGGGAUGGAUGCUGAUAGGAGGGCUUUACUAUUAUCUCCUAGGAGGAAGGAAGCAAUUUACAGGUCCAGUGGUCGAGCUGGCAGAGGACAUGUGA